Molecule: messenger RNA, 1532 nt
Organism: Dicrocoelium dendriticum
Lineage: Eukaryota; Metazoa; Platyhelminthes; Trematoda; Plagiorchiida; Dicrocoeliidae
Source: the annotation of a GenBank genome assembly
AUGACGCCGCUAACUGGAGUAUGCACAUCCUGGUCUCACUUUGAACAGGCAUCGCAGCUUUAUCCCAUGCGCACAUCCACUGAGGGUGAUAGUGCUUACAGAUACAAACCGGGAUCUGGAUCCCUCGGUUCUACUGGGCGCCCCAGUAGCCCCGGACAACCAGUCACCAUCCCAGUGUUGCAUUUGGGACAGUCAAGAUCACCAUCAGCCUCGUCCACACCAACUUACGAGCGUACGCAAAGCGGAUCAGAUUCACAUCCGUCAACACCGCUGCCGGAGGCCGCUGAUUCCGCAUUUCGAACAUCGUCCUAUCGCACCUCUUCCCUACUGACACCAACUGGCCGCAGUGUAAACAAAACUCCAACCACAAACGAUCAGGAAGCCGAAGUGGACGCGCUCACCAAUCUGCUAAUGCAGAGUAUGGAAACUAGAUCGUCUUCGUCAUCUGGACUGGGUAUUUCUUCCGGCAUACCAACUAUUACUGAGGGACCAACGGUGUCACCUGCUGGGAGUCUGAGGAGGAGCAGUGGAUCCAGCCCUUCGCUUGGUUUGAACAGCCAAAUCGGGCGCCUGCAACAGCACCUGGGGAUGAAUUCCAAUCAGGUCGGCGUUAGUGGCAUCAACGGAGGGCGUAGUAGUCCACUCACCACAGCCAAUCCAGGGAAUGCGCCUUCAUUAACGUGUAGCUCGUCCACCGAUUCUCCGACGGGUUCGACGACCAGUGUGUAUAACUCUGCCGAAUUGUGUGGAGCCCCGGGUAUCGCCUUGAUGUCUUCCAACGUGGGAUACAACACUUGCUUUCGUUGUCGGCGAGCAUUGAUCCCUCCUGAAGGGACCACCCUGAACUCGAGUCUGACAACUGUGAACGGGAGCCCUAACGUGGUGACACUGACAGGUGCAUUGGCUGUGCGCUUACACGUGGCUUGUUUCACCUGUUACAGAUGUGCUGCGCCACUACGUCCGGACGCAUACUACCAUAGCCUACGACGCCUGCUAUGUCCAACUUGUGUUCGAGAUGGCGCGGUGGAGACGUGCUCUAACUGCCGCCGGCCUAUAGGAGACAGAGUAGUGCAUGCUCUUGGAUUACCUUAUCAUCCAAACUGUUUUACCUGCGUUAUUUGCGCCGGUCGACUGGACUCAAAGCCAUUCACCAUCGACGUGCAUGGAAGACUUCAUUGCCUGGACGAUUUUCAUCGACGCUACGCUCCAAAGUGCACUCAUUGUGGACGCCCGAUCGCUCCCGAACCAGGGAGCCAAGAAGCAAGACGUGUAGUGUCCGGUGAUUCAAACUACCAUUUGGAAUGUUUCGGAGUUCAAACAAAUUCUCAUCCUAGUUCCCAGACUUCGAAAAUGAGUCUGAGUGUAAUCAGUUAGACAAUUAGCUUGCAUCCUCCACUCUCUAAAAUGUCUUCAAAAGAAGAAAGUUAUGUCAACCAAUGCCAACCAAUCCUCAUUCAGUCCUCGAAUUCACCCUAUUGGCACGAUGUCAGUGUAAAAUCUCAGUGCACAUACAUGGCUUACCUUUUCCCCGA